This is a messenger RNA of Penicillium manginii, 1209 nucleotides long. RefSeq names its product ELL-associated factor. Bases 1 to 1209 code for a protein of 402 amino acids. The transcript has 3 exons. NCBI's taxonomy places the organism in Eukaryota, Fungi, Ascomycota, Eurotiomycetes, Eurotiales, Aspergillaceae. The record is from RefSeq and is a predicted model, not a curated record.
AUGGCCGCCCCAACCAUCUCGACCAUGAUUGACCCGACCAAACAGGCCGAGUACCCCAUUGUUCUAGGGGAAAGACUGGCCAACGAUACAGCGUCCAGUCGAUUGAUCAAUGUGAAUUAUAACUACAAGACCAAGUCCGCAACACCAAACCAGCGUUCGACCAUCACACCUUCCUCCCUGUCGCGCGAUCUCUACGACCUUUCCGUCACCGAUAAGGCCCCGGGUGCCGAUCACAACUUGACGUAUGCCUACCAGGGCAGUGAGGACCCUACCGACGAACGCAACCUGGUCUUAGUGUUUGACCCCGACCGCAAGGUUUUUGUCCUAGAGUCAGUUUCGACGAAACUGAACUUCAACCUUCGAUCUCGACCUGGAAAGACCGAGAAGGAAGUUCGCCACGAGAACCUGGAGCUUCUCCCGGUGUACCAUGAAGACGAUCACACCUCCUCAGACGAUCGCAACGCUGGUAACACAAGUGAAGACGAAGGCCAGGCUGAUGACAAUAACCCCUAUGACUUCCGUCAUUUCCUCCGAAAGGGCGGCGCGGAGAACCAGCCGGCCUCGGUAUCUACCGCCACCACUCCGGAGUCUGUCUACACCAGUAAGGCGACCACGCCAGUCUUCCAGGCCUCCAAGCCCGCUCCAGUCUCCAAACCAGCCCCGGUCUCAGCCCCGAAGCCGAUGUCUCCGCUCCAACCAACUCAAACCCGCCCCGGUCAACUCCAGAGCCGCCGGCCGCGCCCACCCCCCCGCGUGGACCCACAGGAUCAUGAAGACACCCGGUCUAUUCUCUCCGAUGCCGGCACUGGCUCUGCAUCACAGCAGACUAUUCAAUCUCCAAACUCUAACAUAAUUGUUGAUGGGGACCUCAUCAUCGACAUGGGUUCGCCACCUCCGUCUCGGGCCUUCAAGGUGAACCCGGCCUUUUUCUCAUCUAACAACACCCCGACCGAUGAUCGAGAUGAAGAUGAAGAGGAGGAGGAAGAGGAUGAAAUGGAUAGUUUCCGUCUUCCUUCUCCUGCUCGAAACACCAACCCUCCACCCAUGGAUGACGAUGACUUUGAUCCUCUGGCGGCAGAGAUGGAAGCAGCCUUUGAGGAGACUGCUCGUGAAGAGCAAGUCGCGCCUCGACAAUAUACGCAGACUUCGACCUCGGCGCGGUACAAUGUGCCAAGCGACGACGAGAGUGAGGUCAGUGAAGAAGAGUAA